Molecule: messenger RNA, 732 nt
Organism: Paramecium sonneborni
Lineage: Eukaryota; Ciliophora; Oligohymenophorea; Peniculida; Parameciidae
Source: the annotation of a GenBank genome assembly
AAUCAAAGAUGAAUGAUGAGUUAGAAAAGACAGCAAACUUUUUCUUUCCUGUUGAUAAUUAAAGCAGAAAAUAGAAAUUCAUUCAUACUAGAAGAUAAUUAAAACAUCCAAUUUAAAACAAUGUUUCUAAUCCUUCAACUUAGAUGUAAUAUUAAAUAAAUAAUUAUUUAAAGAACUACAUCCAAGAGAAGUUCUGAUAAUUCUGGUGUUGAAGGAUAACAUACUCCUCCUUAAAUUUAUGGAAUUAGAAAAAGAUCAGAAUUAUAUACUAAUUCUGAGGAUAGAAAACCUAACAAUUUUAGAAUAUUAAGUUCUAAUUCUAAUCAACGUUCUAGUUAUGCAUAAUAAUUUAGUUUUGGAAAUCAAUUUAAAUUAAUUAAUGAAUUCUUAUAGAAUAAUGAUAAUAAUUAAAGUCCACCUUUCAAAUAGUUAAAAAAGUUACCAGAAAUAUUCUCUUAAAGAAACUCAAGUUAAGGAUUUAGAUAAGGAUCAAGAAUCUUAAGUGGAUAAAAUAAAAGAGAAACAAUGAGUAAUUUUAUAAAAGAUAAUGAAUGUUCAAAAGAAUAAUUUAUGUAAUAGUUUCAAUUAAAAUAAACAAUUAAUAAAUAAUAAUAAUAAUUAAGAGUAACUUAAAACAAAUUACCAAAUAUUGGUUAACCUGUAUCCUUUUUAUAGACUAAACAAUAAUUGAAAAUGAUAAAUAAAAUAUUUUCAGGCAAAAGGGAUCAAUGA